Molecule: messenger RNA, 1156 nt
Organism: Populus nigra (black poplar)
Lineage: Eukaryota; Viridiplantae; Streptophyta; Magnoliopsida; Malpighiales; Salicaceae
Product: GPI-anchored protein LLG1
Exons: 4
Coding region: 397-912 (171 amino acids)
Source: RefSeq, a predicted model, not a curated record
CUAGAAAAGUCUUAGGAUGUUGCUCCGUCGAAGACCCUUCAAAACAAAAAUUGAAAUAAGACAGGUAGGACAAGAGACGGCAAACCUGGAUGUGGUCAUUGCCUGCAUGUCUUGAUUGACCCAUCAGUUGAUCUACUAAUUAUCAAGGACUAGCAGAAGAGAGAGCACAAUUAUUGUCUUUCUCAUCCAUACUUGAAGAAGAAAUUGGUUGGUGACCCCAGUUUCCGCGUUAUUUGCUGUAUCCCACUAAGCAGCUCAUAGCAAUAUUUAUUUUCAGACACAAACUAUCUCUUCUUCUUUAGAAGAAAAGAGAAGAAGAAGACAUUAAUAAUCCAAAGAGGUAGAUAGAUAUAUCGAAUUGAAGAAAGAAGGAAAGGUUGAAUCUUUACAAGGGAGAUGGGGUUGAAUCAGUGUUUUUCAUUUGUCUUCUUCAUCUUUCUCUUGAUGGGUCUCUUUGCUUCUCCUUCUUUUGCAUCUACUUUCAUUUCAGAUGGUGUCUUUGAAUCUCAUGCUUCUACUGGCAGGAAUCUACUUCAGACUAAGAAAGCUUGCCCUGUAAACUUUGAGUUUCUGAACUAUACAAUCAUCACAAGCCAAUGUAAAGGACCCCAGUAUACUCCCAGUCGCUGCUGUGGAUCAUUUAAGGAGUUUGCCUGUCCUUACGCAGAUGUGAUAAAUGACUUGACCAAUGAUUGUGCAUCAAUCAUGUUCAGCUACAUUAACCUCUAUGGGAAAUAUCCGCCUGGUCUAUUUGCCAAUGAAUGCAAGGAAGGGAAGCUGGGACUUGCAUGCCCUGCACCAGCACCAUCAGAACUGGCUGCUGACAAUAAUGGGAGUCAGAUCAUGCGUGGUCCGAUUCUCCUGCUGAUUUUCUUAGCUGGUUUCUUAGUGGUGUUCUUUCAAUUACUUUGAAGGCCCCAAAAAUGUUUUUUACCUUUCUUUUUCUCUCCAAUAAUUUCUUUUUAACCUUGGUAGAGAGGAUUUUCGUUGUUUUCUGACGCUGCUAUCUCUAAAACUGCUCAUUUAGGCAUGCUGAAAGAAAUCAAAUUAUUUUUAGGCUUGUAAUCUGCUAGUCCCCAGUGGAAGGGACUAGAGCCCGGUUGUAUCAAGUGUGAAGUUAUGUAUUUUUACCCUUAUAAAUACUUCAAAUUUUAAA